AUGUCCUUGGAAGUAUAUGGAGUUAAAGGUAACACAUUAUUAGCAUUGGCUAAUAACUUAAAGUUAUCUAUUGCAUUAGCAGCUUUUCAACCUAAAGUGGAAUUAGCUUUGAAUGAAGUUGAAUCAAAUUUGUCUUUAAAAGAUAAGAAAUCCGGUUUUGAAUUGGUUGAGCCAAAUGCAAUCGUUAAAUACUUAGCCAACGACUUCAACACCACUGAAGCUAUUCAAUUUGAGGAAGAAGUGUUGUAUGCAGCAAUUAAAUCAAACAAGAAAGAUGAAAUCGCCAAAAUCACCGGUUUACCAAAGUUUGCUAAGGAAGAACUAACACCUUCUCAGAUUAUUGUAUUUGCAAGUUUAUAUCCUGCUUUCAAAGACAAUAAAGAAAAUGAAUGGUUUAUCAAGUUUUCACAAUUACCAGAAGUUGCAACAGGUAUCAAAAACGCUUUAGAAAUUACCCCAGUGGAAAGAGAAAAGGAAACCAACACCGGGAAGCAAAAUGUCGAAACUGGUCAUUUAGUGAAAAAACAAGCAAACAAAAUUCUUCCUAAAUCUGACGAAAGAAACAUUUUAAUUACUUCAGCCUUACCAUAUGUUAACAAUGUUCCUCAUUUGGGUAACAUUGUUGGGUCGGUUUUGUCUGCUGACAUUUACAGCCGUUAUGCCAAGAAUAGAAACUACAAUACUUUAUUCAUUUGUGGUACUGAUGAAUACGGUACUGCCACAGAGACCAAGGCUUUGGAAGAAAAUGUCACCCCACAACAAUUAUGUGACAAAUACCAUGCUAUUCAUAAAGAAGUCUAUGAUUGGUUUGAUAUUGGAUUUGACUAUUUCGGGAGAACCACAACCCCUUUGCAAACUGAAAUUGCUCAAGAUAUAUUUAUGAAAUUGCACAAUAAAGGAUACUUGGAAGAAAAAACUACAGAACAAUUAUAUUGUGAACACCAUAAAUCUUUCCUUGCUGACAGAUUUGUUGAAGGUACUUGUCCAAAAUGUGAUUAUGAAGAUGCCAGAGGAGACCAAUGUGACAAAUGUGGUAACUUAUUGGAUCCAUUGGAAUUGAUUAAUCCCCGUUGUAAAGUUGAUGGCAAUACCCCUGUUGUUAAAGAAUCAACCCAUAUUUACCUUAAGUUGAAUGACUUGGAAGAACCAUUGAAGGAAUGGGUUCUUGAUUCUUCAGCAAAGGGUGCUUGGUCCAAAAAUUCUAAGAAUAUUACAGACUCUUGGAUUAAAAGAGGUUUAGAACCAAGAUGUAUUACCAGAGAUUUAAUCUGGGGUACACCAGUUCCAUUGAAGGGAUACGACAAGAAAGUUUUAUACGUGUGGUUUGAUGCCACAAUUGGUUAUGUUUCCAUAACUGCUAAUUAUUUCAAAGAUUCAAACACCGAUGAUUAUCUCAAAUGGUGGAGAAACCCAGAGAACGUUGAUUUGUAUCAGUUUAUGGGUAAAGAUAAUGUUCCAUUCCAUACUGUUGUUUUCCCAGCCUCUCAAAUUGGUACUGGUGACAAGUGGACCAAGUUACACCAUUUGAGUACUACCGAAUAUUUGCAAUAUGAAAACGGCAAAUUCUCCAAGAGUAGAGGUGUUGGAGUGUUUGGUAACAAUGCCAAGGAAACUGGAGUCUCACCUUCUGUUUGGAGAUAUUACUUGGCCUCAAAUAGACCAGAAACUCAAGAUGCUCAUUUCUCCUGGGAUGAAUUUGUUGCUAAAAACAAUUCUGAAUUAUUGGCCAAUUUGGGUAACUUUGUUAAUAGAAUUGUUAAGUUUGUUAUUGCCAAAUAUAAUGGAGUUAUUCCAAAAUUCGAUACUAAGAACAUACCAGAUUACGGCAAGUUUGAAACUGAUAUUAAUUCUUUGUUGGCCAGUUACAUUGACAACAUGGAAAAUGUGAAUUUGAGAAAAGGUUUAGAACUUGCCAUGGCUAUAUCAUCCAGAGGGAACCAAUUUUUGCAAGACAACAAGUUGGAUAAUUCGUUGUAUGCCAACCAACCUGCCAAAUCAGAUGCAGUUGUUGCUGUUGCAAUUAAUUUGGUUUAUUUAGUUAGUGCUAUUAUUUACCCUUUUAUGCCAGAAACAACAGCUAAAAUUGAUCAAAUUUUGAAUGCUCCUGCCUUAUCAAUUACAAAUAAAUUUGAAUUGGUGUUGUUACCAGGUCACUGUAUUGGUAAAGCACAAUAUUUGUUCACAAGAAUUGAUGACAAGAAGAUUGAUGAAUGGAGAAAAUUGUAUGGUGGACAACAAAAGAAGUAA
Candida dubliniensis CD36 is the source of this 2247-nucleotide messenger RNA. It is a transcript of the gene MES1, whose product is annotated as methionine--tRNA ligase. The transcript has a single exon. Bases 1 to 2247 code for a protein of 748 amino acids. Lineage: Eukaryota; Fungi; Ascomycota; Pichiomycetes; Serinales; Debaryomycetaceae. Gene Ontology annotation, biological process: methionyl-tRNA aminoacylation. Gene Ontology annotation, cellular component: cytosol; aminoacyl-tRNA synthetase multienzyme complex. The record is from RefSeq and is a predicted model, not a curated record. Gene Ontology annotation, molecular function: methionine-tRNA ligase activity; ATP binding.